Messenger RNA from Symbiodinium sp. CCMP2592, 4755 nucleotides. The record is from the annotation of a GenBank genome assembly. Lineage: Eukaryota; Dinophyceae; Suessiales; Symbiodiniaceae.
AUGGACGUAGCUGACUUGACUGGAGAAGGCUCGACGUUGCUCGGCGCGCGAGCUCGGUUUCUGUGUGGAGCAGUAGAUCACAUGACGUUCAAGCCUGGUGCAGGCGGCUGGACUGCAGCAUUGGAGAACGUGGCGGGGAGUGUGCUGCGGGAAGCACCUCGGCAUCCUGUCUUCGAUGUGCCGGAAAAUACUGGGACAGAGAGUGUCGAGCAUCUGCGUCCGUGUCUGGACUUGGCCAACAUCAACAAGUGCGACCGCGAUGCUCUUCUUCGUUUCGAAGCAGAAGGUCAUCGCUAUUUCUACAAAGAUGUUUCAGUCAGUUGCAGCGUUACGACGCUGAUACAUCAAUACGCUGAGGAGUUCGACCCGGCCGUGGCCUUGCAGAAAAUGAAGAAUGGCAGACGAUGGCCUCGUCCGGAAUAUAUGGAUCCUGAAGCCAAUCUCGUUGCCAUAUCCAAGAUGUUAGCUGGUUUGGACUUUCGGCUUCAAGCAGACAUCGUUGCUUUGCUGACGGAGGUGAACCCAGAUCGCAGCAAGAUCUGCGAACUAGUUGCCGAGUCCAAGAGCGAUAUGGAGGAAUGGGAAGAGUUUACUGCACAAUUGAUGCUUCACGACAACGAGAUCCUGGACUUGUGGGACAGGAGAAGGAACGAAGCUGCCAAUUCAGGUACUUGGAUGCACGCCAUGCUGGAGCGUUUGUUGAAUGGUUACAUGAUCCGAGCGAACCGCAUGCAGGGAGAGCUGAACGCUGCAAUUUGCAUUCUAUCUCAAAUGGAGUCCGUAGAAGUGUACCGCACCGAGUGGUGUAUUUAUGCAGUGGACGAGGACGUGGCGGGCUCUAUCGACCUCGUUCUCAAAGAAAAGGAUGAGGACAUCUACUACCUCGUGGACUGGAAACGAAGCGAAAAGCUUCGGGACAAUUACAACAGCUUUGGCAGAGCUAUUAAGCCACCGCUCCACGAGGUUCCGGACUGCCAAGGAUAUCACUAUCGACUGCAGCUUAAUAUAUACAAAUGGAUUCUGGAAAAAUAUUACGGAAUCAAGGUGCGCGACAUGAAGGUCAUCUGCAUCCACCCCCGCUAUCUGCCAGAUGGAUUUGUGGACGAUGUGCCAGAUAUGCAAGCUGAGGUGUCCCAGCUAAUGCAGAGUCGCCGGGACUCCUUGCUGGCUCAUAACAUGCAGCACGAAAUGGAACUGAAUUCAGUGGAUGUGGGACCGGGAGAUGCCACAGACUCUGCGCCAGCCGUUCGGCCAAGUCAAGAAGCUCGACAGAACAUGGAGCAGCAGCCAUCUUUGUCACUGCCUGGAGCCUCGCAGGCUGCACGCUUGGACACUCAGGACGAUUUGGAGAAAGACUUAGAGAACCUUAUGAUGGAGAAUCUCUCAGACGACGAGCCUCAUGCCUCCAAGAAGCGUCGACUCUUGCCCGGUGCCGCCGAGCACUCGGUGAACUGCAAAAAAAUGUUCGCCAGGUGCCAUGAAAUUUUAGCCGACGCCCUGGACUCGUAUUCAGCAGAUGUGUGUGUCAAGCGACACACGAUCCUGGGAAACACCAGAGCCAUGCUGUCGGAGCUUCGUCGCGAGUUCCCGAACUUAUCCGCGCAAGUCUGUCGAUUGAUCCUCGUAGCAGCACAUCUGGCCGAGGGCAAAGUGUCGGACAAGCCAAUGCUGCCAGACUCAGCUGCUCUUACAUGGAUGGUGGAGGGAGAUCGGCACCUGAGGGUUCACAAAGGCUUUCUUUACAUCUACGAUGAUGAUGGAUGUUUUCUUCCCUUCACCGGAAUUCCACCGGAGUCAGUGCUGCAGCGAGUUUACAGUUUCUUCGCAUGCCUGGAGGGUCUGUUCCGACGCAUGAGGCCAGAGACCUCUCGAAAAGGUGACUCAGUGGCCAGGGCCAUAACAGCAGAUCUACAAUCCUUCGAGAAUGAAGAUGAAUUCCUACAGGCAUGCAGAGAUGCUACAAACCUCCGACAAAAAACAGCGGCUUAUCCUCCCAGGCUGGACGCCGACGAAACUCUGGAGCAGCACCAGGACGACAAGGCCGCACCGCAGCACGAUUCAGCAGAUGAGCUUUGGACCAUGGAGAUGGCAGAAAAAGCGUGGAAGUUGUCUUGCAACAUAAGACAGGAACUCAUGCAUACUCGGAUGAUUUCUCUUCUGGUUGAAUGGUGCGAAACAGAAGAUCAGAGAUCCACCGCCAUCUGUUAUGAUGACGUUUGUUUCAUGUACGAUCGGCCCGGUUCUCCACAUCCCAUAGAUGCAGUGAAGAAAGGUCCACACAACAACUGUUAUGUGAGAGUUCCUCAUCCUUUACUGGACCCAGACAUGGAAGCCAACCAGGAGCGUUUGCAACUCUUCUACGAGCAGACCUUCUGGUGUAAUUUGGAUGUAUUUAAGUGUUUCCAAGCAGCUGCAGCCAUUGCCAAGCGUGGGUACAAUGUCGGCAGAUGCUUUAUAGGCAUAUCGCCUGGAGGAGUGGGACAAAGCCUGUACUCGCUGCAUCUAUCCGAAAUGUACAAACAGAACCAUGCAUUUUUUGAUCCGAACAUAUGGCACCUGGACGAGGAGCUGCGGAAGCAGGUUGAGUCUUUCGCGCGAUGUUUCAUAUUAACAGGACAAGAAGCCCCCGAAACAAGCAAAAAGAUGCAUAUAGAUCUCUACAAAAAAACUAUUUCGGGAGAUGGCAUCAUGGGGCGCAAACCGUACAGAUACAGUACCAGCAUGUUCCGGAUGAUCGGAUGGACAAGGCUGGAAAUGAAUCGAAUUAUGCAAUUGGACACAUCUACGGUCGUCUGCUAUUGGAAGCGCGACCCGCAGGACAAGUUAGAUGGCAAGUUUGCUGCACUGCUGGACAUGGUGGCCGGUACUGCAUCUGAGGAGUCGGAAUCACUUGAAGACGACGGCCCGUCUGGAAUGCCCAGCAAAUUUUCCUUUGACGAAGACGAUAAUGCCUUUGUAUCCGAUGGAAUCCUGACCAUGCUCCGCCAGGAAACCAAAGAAGUUUUAGAGGAUCCCCGCAAGAUGUCCAGUAGAGUUGAUGGUCGACGACUGUGUCCGUUGUGUCCUUUCAGAUCGUUUGCACAGCUACGCCAACUACGCACGCACUUGGAGAAGCAUCAUGUGGAAUCCAACCAGUAUGUUUGCUCUGGUACUAAACAGAUCAAAGUCAUUUUGGCGUUGUACGACCACGCGGCUUCGUCACAGUUGGCAGCAUGUGAGCUUUUGCAGAGGAGUGCUGCGCUGAUGCGGAGUACUGUAACUCCACCGCUGAACCACCGCAUCAAUCAUGUCGACAAGCAUAUACGAUUGGUUCUCGAUGCAGCUGGCCCUCGUUAUGUCAACCUGUUGACUUUGAGAAACGAUAUGGAGCUAAGACGUGUCAGGAACAUCUACUAUACACAUUCCUAUGCAGAUUUGCUUCUUCGAGAAGCAGUGCUGAAUCAUGCACAGGCGGGCGGUCUCGACCGUUUUGUGAGCCUAGGCGACGUAAGCAAGCGUGCCAACGAUGAGUGGCACUACGUGAGCAUGGAUGCAACCAUCAAGGUCUGCUUGAAACUCCUGGGACAAGAGUCCUAUCGAGCCUCGAAAGCCAGACGAGAUGCUGCGCCCUUCGGAGACGACACCGCCUGGCGGCGGAUUCUGACAGUCAGAGGUCGCACUGGUGCUGUCCUACUUCUACAACCUCUUCAGAAUGAGUCGUCCGAGCAGCUGGUUGACGUCCUGAAAGACAACUUUACUGUCGAUCAGCUUGGCCGGAUCGUCCAUGUCGCAACCGACAGUCCUUCUGAAAAGCUGUACACCCACUUAAAAGUUAUUUGUCCCAGGCUCGCCUGUCUCAUGUUGGAUCCAAUCCAUUUCGCGAUCGUGUACGAGUACGGUUUCUGGAAUAAAAGAAGUGCAGGCUCGAAGCAGCUGCGUCGCAUCCUCACCAAGUGUGUCAACGUCGACAUGGAGCUGGAAGAUUACGAAUGGAGUUCGUACUAUGACGGCACCAUGUCCAGACCGUUGAACCGAGAAGAGGAGAAGUAUCGAGCUAUGAUUCUGAAUCUUUCGAUGCCUCGCCGCACUGCCAACAACGUCUUGGACAGUCUCAGAACGGACCUGCCGUUCUACUCUCGAUUGGAGCUCAUCAAGUGUAUUGCUGCUUUAUGUCAACGAUAUCGGACUGAAGUCGAACGAAAAGCAGCGGGACCAAACAAGGAGAUCUACAAGAUUCUAUGGUCCUCCUGCGCUCCGGACAGGCUCGAGUGGUUGAUGAAUAAUGUCCGCGCUCGACAACGCAUCAGGAGAUCCUACGUGAAGUUUCUGCCGAGGGGAACUUCGAGCAAUGAAGCUCUACACGCAGAGCUCAAUUCCUGGUCCCGCAGCACCAACACAAUGCAUCGGUCCACUUUAGCCCUGCGAUUGCGCUUCUACCAUUACAUAAAAAUGCUGCAGCAUCACUUGUCGACGGUGCAUCCCAUGACCCACACAGUCAGUGCCAGCAUGUUGUUGGGCAGAUCUCUUCAUGAAUCCUUAUGGACACCACAUGACUGGGCGACUUGGUGUGCUGAACAGCAAACAGAUGGCUUUCAGUCGAAGGCUUCUCUUCCUCUAACGAAUGCGAGAAAACAUGAAGCUGCACGAGUGCGGCAGUGGGUCAUGAAGAAGCCCUCGGCUUCCAAGCGGACUAGUCCCAUGAAGAAGCGGCAUGUCACGCCGCUAUCAGUGCGGCGAAUGCACACGCUGCGUAGUUCUGGCGUGAAAUUACACUAA